This is a messenger RNA of Laccaria bicolor S238N-H82, 942 nucleotides long. RefSeq lists its product as uncharacterized. NCBI's taxonomy places the organism in Eukaryota, Fungi, Basidiomycota, Agaricomycetes, Agaricales, Hydnangiaceae. The transcript has a single exon. The coding region runs from base 1 to 942 and encodes 313 amino acids. The record is from RefSeq and is a predicted model, not a curated record.
AUGCCUGAAACAGUCGAAACCCCUCUCCCAACAAAUAUGACUGUUGUUCUUGCAAGUGAUGAGUCACACCCAUCUAUUACUCUAAACCACUCCAGCACCCCAUAUACUGCCAAUAAACUCAGCAAAGCAAAAGGGAACUAUCAACAAUGGUACGAGGACAUGCUUAUCCACUUGAUGGGUAGCUGUCUCUUUUAUUACAUUGAAGGUGAUUCCCCUAUCCCCUCAGCUACUUCUGAACCAUGUGCACACAAGACCUGGCUCACGAACAAUCACCAAGCCUGGUCCAUCAUCGCUGGAAGCAUCGACCCCAGUGAACGAGUCUACAUCAAGCUCGAAAAUGGCAGCACUACUAUGGUGAAGGCAGCUUGGACCACCUUAAAACCGAGACACAAGAACAAGGGACCAAUCUGUCAGGUCAAUUUGCUGCAAAAAGCGCUAGCUGCUAAAUGCACAAAGGACAUGUCUCUUCCUGAGAUGGGUCACCAAAUUUGCAAAGACAUUAAGCAGGCUUUCACCAUUGGAACCCUCAACCAAAACUUCCUCUGUUGUAUCACACUCAUGAACGUGCUCGAGGAUUUUCUGCACCUUCACACCACUGUAUCCACCAGCCUCACUAACUCCAAGUCUGGUGCUUAUACAUCUGAGGACAUCCUACUCCUACUGGAGACUGAACAAUCUCUACAUGACACAGACACAUUGAAACGAAACCACAAUGACCAGAUCACCGAAUCCACAGCCUUAGCGGUUCAACAAUCCAAAUCCUCAAGGUCUACCUCCUCCAAUGCCCCCUUUUGUACCAGCUGCAAAUGCUCAGGCCACACACAUCCUUACUGCAUUCUAACUGGAGGCGGAAUGGAGGGAAAGACCAUACAUCAGCAAAACCACAUAAACCUUACAUCACAAUGUAAAGUGCUACAAUGCGACCAAUCAGCACUAAUGUAG